AUGGAAGAAGCGUUGGCUAGACAUGAUCGCUUUGGAGAGGACUUCAGCAAGGUAUUCACUAUAAUAAACUCUGCGGAGAUCCCUGCGGUUGAGAAUAGCGCCUUAUAUUUAUUCGUGGGCACUUCAAGAGCUCCCGAUGAGGCGUCGAAGUAUGUUCGCGAUCGGGUCGCCCAGAACGCUCAGUCUAGUACUUUAGAGGAGACUCUUCAUUCAAUACACGAAGAGUUAAAGAUCCUAUCAAAGAAGAUGACCCGAGAGGAUCCCAUGAAUUUGGACCCAGAGAUUGAGGCUGCGCUUUAUGAGCGUGAUGGUGGUUGCUGUUUCAUCACCGGCCGUACCGCAGGCGUUCAGCCCAUAUAUAUCAUUCCUCCAUCGAUUCUGGAAGACAAAGAUCUACAGCCAGGGGGCUACCUACGUCCGCUUCUCGAGGUUUCCCUGACCAAAGAAGGAACUGAACAGAUGCUCAAUCUACUAGGGUUGCCUGGUAGAGAGAAUGUUCUCAAAAACCUCAUUCUAAUGGAGCCCUCGAUCCGAUACUCUUUUCGCCAUGGAUAUUUUGAGAUCAUCAAGUCACCAUACUUGGAGCCUCCAUAUUUACCAACGGACGCCCCAAAAUCCAAGAAUGGUGGAUGGUGGCUUCAGCCCAUCGCCCCUCAGUCGGAGGUACCACAAAUAAUACCUCGCAACAAUGAACUAUACAAGGUCCCGUCGACGAUAAAUCCUAUUAGCCAUCCAUUGCCCGCACGUCUGCUCCUAAAAACCCAUGGAAUUGUUAGCCACCCACUGCACACUAUUUAUAUUGAAGAGCAAAUAAAAGCAGGUUGGCCCGUUGAACCGGAGCCCAAGGAACUGAACUGGGUUGGAAGGCUUCUUCUCCAAAUCCUCCUACGCCUUAUACCCAACUUUGCACGCAUACGGCUUUAUGAAUUGAUUUACAAGAUGGUAGAUUAUUGGGAUCCUAGCCAAAAAGGCUCCCACGUGAAAUUUCUUCCACUAGGCCUUGUUCUCAAGAAGGGCCGCGAAAAUACCGAGAAUGAAGCCAAAGCUCUGACAUUGGCGGAACAGUAUAUAUCGAUUAGUACACCGCGAUUAAUCGACUCAGUCAUGGUCAAUAAAACGUCGGGUUUUAUCUUAAUGACUAAAGUUGUUGGACGCAGUCUAAGCAGCAUACUCCAUCGCAUUACAUGGGAAGAACUAGAACAGAUAGGUAAAGACCUAGCUAACUUCAUUACCGAGUUGCGACGAAUACCAAAUAGCUCAAAGUACCUUAUUGCAGAUACACGAGGGGGCCCAAUCAGCGACCACAGGUUCUUCUAUCAGACCUGGGGUCCAUUUAAAACAGUCUCUGGUUUCACUGACCGUCUCCUUCAAGAUGUCAAAGGAGCUAGAGACAAACCACCACUCUCUUUUUUGUACGAAAAAAAGCAUAAAGUUUACUUUACCCACUCCGACAUACAUAUGACCAAUUUAUUUGUCACUUGCGGGAGGUUAUCAGGUGUUGUUGACUGGGAAAAUGCUGGCUUUAAGCCCGAGUAUUGGGAGUACAUCCGGGCAAUGUGGGCAUAUGGAGCAGAUAAGCAUGCAAAAUGUCUAUAUGGCUCUGCUUUCGGUGAUAAGUACAAGGAAGAAGGAGGUAUCGAAAUCACUGCAGUUUGGAUUGGUUUCAGUCUAACAACCUUUUCUGGAUUUUCGGGGCUCAUUUUCGAACAGCUAAUUCGGCUGCGGAAUGAAUAUCUUCCAUUGGCCCAAGGCAAGAUAUCUCCAGAUGUCAACCCCGGUCAUCUUUGUUCUACGGCCAAAACUAGCUAUACAAGUGCAUUUGCGCGGUGGGAGGCAGUGCCUGCAAGACCUAUGCCAACCUCCCAAUCAGGUCCCAUCACGGCAAAGGAUGCCUUUAAAGGUUAA
Messenger RNA from Trichophyton verrucosum HKI 0517, 1905 nucleotides. RefSeq lists its product as uncharacterized. The record is from RefSeq and is a predicted model, not a curated record. The transcript has 6 exons. Bases 1 to 1905 code for a protein of 634 amino acids. NCBI's taxonomy places the organism in Eukaryota, Fungi, Ascomycota, Eurotiomycetes, Onygenales, Arthrodermataceae.